Messenger RNA from Podospora pseudopauciseta, 537 nucleotides. RefSeq lists its product as uncharacterized. The coding region runs from base 205 to 537 and encodes 110 amino acids. The transcript has 2 exons. The record is from RefSeq and is a predicted model, not a curated record. NCBI's taxonomy places the organism in Eukaryota, Fungi, Ascomycota, Sordariomycetes, Sordariales, Podosporaceae.
GUGCCUCCUCACCUUUGUUCAGGUAGCCCUUUUCUGAAAGUGACGUUGGGAACAGUCGAUAGCUGCUUGAAAGCUUCCGCAAGGUUCAUCUCAUCAUAAUGGGUUCUCUUGGACUCGAUUGUCGGAUCGAAUAGGACCGGAUCGUCAGGUGGUGUAGAGCCGAACACAGAUUCCAAUGUUGUACGCCAGUCAGCGCGCGCCUUGAUGGUGACGGAGCAUUGGAAAAGCUCUUCAUCCUCCCUCUCAAGCAGGAUAGCGGCCCGCAUGGCGACGGGAACACCGGUCUCGGUCGCAGGAUUCUCCAGCAGUGUCCAUGAAGCCGAGUUUGGCUGGCCAAAAUUGCGCCCCCGGAGAGACUUGGCACCGACAACGGUUGCAGCGGGAAAUGGCCCUGACCUCGGGCUGGUAAGGACUGUUGGGAUCCAAACUGCUGAAUCGGAGGUCAAUGUGGACGGAAGCAAUGCGUCGGGCGCGUUUGCGAGAGUCGAAACGGAAGUCGAGGACUAUCAGGGUACAAAGAACAUCGCUGUCGGGUGA